This is a messenger RNA of Clunio marinus, 836 nucleotides long. Lineage: Eukaryota; Metazoa; Arthropoda; Insecta; Diptera; Chironomidae. The record is from the annotation of a GenBank genome assembly.
UCAAAAUUAACCUUAUUGACGCAAUUAAGUUAAAAAUCAACGGAAACAUCAAAAGUCUCUUCAUUAACCUUUUGAUGCCAACUUCAGAGUUGUACUGUCGUCAAUUGCGUAAGUCUGAAAAUGAUGGGUUGCUGACAGAUCUCGCCCUUACAUUGUUGUCGUUUUCAACUCAAUACGAUUACGGUGAUGCUAAUUAUGAUGACGAUGCUUUGAUCGAAAUUUUGUGCACAAUGUCAAAUUCAAACAUAAGAAAAAUUUGCGCAACUUAUCAGCAAAUAUUUAGUAAAAGACUUGAUCAAGAAAUUCGUGAGGGAAAAACUGGAAAUUAUAAGAAACUUCUCCUAAUCUUAUCAGAAGGUAAUCGUGAUGAAUCGAUAAGUUGUGAUCCACAAUCAGCAAAGAACCAAGCAAUAGUUUUGGAGAAAAAGUUGUCUCAAAGUUUUACUGAUGAAAAAACAAUUAUUGAAAUGCUGGCGAAGAAAAGCUUUCGACAGAUCAAUUUGAUCAGUGAAGAAUAUCGAAAACGCACAGGAAAUUUACUUGAGAAAGAUAUCAAGAAAAGGAUGAGUGCCAAACUUAAAGAUGCACUCGUUGCUAUUGUCAGAGCUUCAAAAAAUAUCGCAGAGUUCUAUGCACGACGAAUAAACAAAUCAAUUAAUUACUUCAAUCUUGAUCACCACAAUUUGGGACGACUGAUCGUUGCUAGAUGUGAAAUCGAUUUGAUGAACAUUCAAGAUGAAUUUAAGUUUAUUUUCAGAGAAUCACUUCAAUCUCGAAUGGAAACUAUCACGUCGGGAAAUUACAAACAUGCUUUACUCACAUUGUUAAAUGCAUAA